AUGGAGAUAGACGGCAACACCUUGUUGCUGGUGUUUGUGUUCCUGUUCAUUUUAUACUCAAACCCUUCCGGCGAUGGAGUUACCUCGCAAUACGAAUAUAAUCAGCUCCAGACGCUUAAGGCUGAAUAUGACAUGGAACACACCCAAUUCAGCAAUUUAUCCUUUGAUAACAACUUCCGCAAUAUCACAGGUCUCAAACUGAGCUAUGGUGAUGUUCUGCGAAAACCAGAAAUCAAUGCCACAUAUCCAAUAGAGGGUAAAGAUUACGAACAUUGGUUUGCAAACCAAAAUUACACACUGAUCCCAGAUUCCAUCAGUAAUGACAUCAAAAACCAAGUCUGGCAUAUGGGACAUAAUGUUUAUCCGCCAAAUGUAACGAGCACGUUAAGAGGAAAUGUCAAAAAAGCUCACGACGGCGAAUUUGUAGCGGUGCCAAUGCCAAUACCUGAAUUCUAUAAGCCAGCACAAGAUGUGCUGCAAAAGCGUCCCAGCUUCACGGAACCAUACGAAUCCGAUCUCGGUGACUACCAAGGUUUGCGCAACAUCACUUUUAAUGAAGGUGAAAUUGUAGUAGAAAUUCUCUCAGCUGACACGAUAUCAGGACUCUACGAAAGAGAGAUCCGUUUCCACAAUACGCAAAGCGACAAAUGGCGGUUUUUGCAUAUGAACAUCCAUUUUUCCGAUUACGCAGAGAAUGAAAAACAUGAAAUUCGAACUAAGGCUAUUUACGACAUAAGAAACGGUCGAAUUCUGGCCAUUUCGGAAACUGCCAAGUUUCAUUCUCUUUUCGCUCUUCCGCAUUACAUGAACUUAAAAGACGAAAAUGAGUCCACUUUCAACCAGGUGAAGACUUUGGUCGAAGAAUAUUGGAAUGCCACGGAUUUUGUCAACACUCGAUCAAUGCCAUAUUUGCAAAAUUCGUACGCAGCUGCUAGCACGAGCUGUGAAUUUUUGGCGUUUCUGCAGCUCGAACCAUGGUGGGGGCUUUCACAGGAGCAAAUAAAGACCAUCGACCAAGAACUGACGUGGCCGCUCGGAAGACGUGCCAAUCUCUCGUCGUUACCGCCCGUGAAUAUUUCGUCUGGCUUGAUCUAUUCUCCCGAUUGCGGGGUUCGUUUACAAAUGAAAGGAGUUGCCGGUUUGCGCUAUGAGCUGCAGGUCCGAAUGAUGAGAAACUUGUUAUUACUUGGGGCCGUCCUGUUGGCGUCCCAGAUAUAUCUGCUGUUGCGUCAAAUGCAACAUACCAACACGCCCUCCAUGGUCAACAAAAUCUCAUACUGGAGUCUUUCAUUGAUGAAUCUUGUUGAUGGAGUCCUUGCCAUCAUUUUUUUUGUCAUGACCACUUCAUUUGCCGCAUUAUACCAGCCCUUGAUUGUUUGUUCCUUUGCUUGCUUAAUCUUGGCCUCCGUCUUCGAAAUGAGGUACAUGAUCUCUGUGUAUGCUUCGCAAGUCAACGAACGCAACGUCAGCAUAUUCACUUUACUGCGGCGCAACACCGAUGGGGAAGAACGCACGACGCCAACAAUUAUUCCUGACGAAGCGAGUAUCAGUUCAUCGCUGUACCGCAGUUAUGUUUUCAAAAUGCUGUUUUCCAUGAUAGUGAUUCUCAGUAUGUUGACCUGGCCACGCGAUGUGCGCGCCCCUGUGGAAAGUUUUGGAAUUUUCGUCCUCAGCUCCUACUGGGUACCGCAAAUCGUUCGCAACGCUGUGAAGGGCAACUUGCCUCGUAGAACUGAAACCGAUUUUGCCAAUGGUGUCUCUUCGCGGCAACGUCAAUCCAAACCACCACUUUUAUGGAGCUUCGUGAUCGGUACAUCGGUGAUUCGAUUUCUUCCCGUGGCGUACGUUUAUAGCGUGUCUUCGAACGUCUUUUAUCAUCACCAAGAUCGGAGAUUCGUGGCCGCUGUUGCCCUGUGGCUUUUCAUUCAAGUGGCCCUCUUGUAUUCCCAGGAUAUUUUUGGAGGACGCUGGUUCUUGCCAAACUACACAAUCCCAGACGGUUACAAAUACCACAAGGCCAUAUCGUCAGGCGAGCUACUUGAGCACGGAAGCUCCGAAAAUCACACCAUAGACUGUGCCAUCUGUAUGAAUGAUGUUGCAGUCUACGUUGAAGACAUACCAGAAACACACAAGGUUGACCAGCAGGACUAUAUGGUAACGCCCUGUGGACACAUCUUUCACACAAAUUGUUUGGAAAACUGGAUGAGCUACAAACUACAAUGUCCCGUCUGUAGGGCGCCUUUACCACCACUCUGA
This is a messenger RNA of Lachancea sp. 'fantastica', 2256 nucleotides long. NCBI's taxonomy places the organism in Eukaryota, Fungi, Ascomycota, Saccharomycetes, Saccharomycetales, Saccharomycetaceae. The record is from the annotation of a GenBank genome assembly.